ACAAACUGCAGCUCUAACCAUUAGCAGCCCCUUGCUCCCACACUGCAGUCAGUAAUGAAGCUAUUUCUGAGUUCAUUAGUACUCAGUCUCCUCAUUCUCUCAACCAGAUCUGCUCCCCUAACCUGCUAUUCAAGGGUUUUAGCUCUGAGCAAAGAAAUCACAGAAUCUUUUGAAAAAUUGGAGAAAAUUGUUCCAUCAGGACCAUGCAUGGAUUUACUCCCAGCUCUAUACUUGGAUGUACACAAUUCUUGUGUGAUGACAAAGCUGCGUGAAUUUAUUUCAACCCCAAACUGUGGUAGAUUCCCCAGGGUCACUGCAUUAAAGAAGAAAGUAAGAAACUUGUACACCAUCAUGAACUCAGUUUGCAAACGGGACUUGGUCUUCUUCACCGAUGACUGUGCUGCUCUUGAAAGACACAAGCCAACACCAACUCCCACACCUGUUUCAGAAUGAAUGGCCGUCAUCCAAGGAAGAAUAUAUAAUGGAGAAAGCUGGAACCAUUCCAAUUGAUCUAAAUAAGACUGUGCCUAUUUACUAGAACAGCACAUAAUAUCUAAUAGAUAGUAUCUAGAUCUAUAUAGUGAGCAGUCAGUUACGUUAAUCACUAGUCACUGUAGUCAUUUGUCUUCAGUAAUGGUAAAUAAAUGACUAAUUGUCUUUAUAGACAGUGGAUUAUACUUUUCUUUGGGAAUACUUAUUUUUGCAAUAACGUAGCAUGUUUUCUGUCUAAAUGCAUACAUUCCUGUAAAUUUAUGAACACAUAUUUGCCUGGAUUUAGUUGG
This is a messenger RNA of Pelobates fuscus (common spadefoot toad), 782 nucleotides long. It is a transcript of the gene CYTL1, whose product is annotated as cytokine like 1. The record is from RefSeq and is a predicted model, not a curated record. NCBI's taxonomy places the organism in Eukaryota, Metazoa, Chordata, Amphibia, Anura, Pelobatidae. Gene Ontology annotation, biological process: positive regulation of transcription by RNA polymerase II. The transcript is spliced from 4 exons. Bases 55 to 453 code for a protein of 132 amino acids.